This is a messenger RNA of Helicoverpa zea (corn earworm), 3034 nucleotides long. RefSeq lists its product as uncharacterized. The record is from RefSeq and is a predicted model, not a curated record. The transcript has 17 exons. The coding region runs from base 35 to 2992 and encodes 985 amino acids. Gene Ontology annotation, molecular function: serine-type endopeptidase activity. NCBI's taxonomy places the organism in Eukaryota, Metazoa, Arthropoda, Insecta, Lepidoptera, Noctuidae. Gene Ontology annotation, biological process: proteolysis.
UAUCACAGAUUUUAUUUUACUUAGCAGUGACAACAUGAAGUUCUCGGUAUUGACUCUGUUGUGUCUAGUAGCGGCUGCCAGCGCGAGGCAUAUCACCCUCGAAGAUGUCAUCGAUUUUGAGCAAAGAACCGCGUAUGGAUACAUUGAAAGAGUCGGAAUUCCGUUAGCUGAGAAGAUCCGCAAAGCUGAGGAGGAAGCUCAACGUGAUCCCAGUAGGAUCAUUGGUGGUUCUCACGCUAUUCUUGGACAAUUCCCAUACCAGGUUGGUCUAAUAACAGAAGUACCGAUGGGUAUGUCUGUGGCCAGUGCAGUUCUAGUAUCUCCAACGAGAGUACUUACUGCAGCACACAACUUGGCUGAUGCUGUAGCAUUCGUGACAAGGAUCAACGUCGUUCUUGGCUCUGUCACCUUAUUCAGUGGUGGCACCCGAGUGGUUAGCAGUGACUUUGUUCUCCAUGAAAAUUACAUCGCUGCUACCAUCAGAAAUGACGUAGCUAUGAUCAACUUACCUUCUGCCGUCACUACUUCAAGUAUCCUCGCUCCAAUCGCUCUGCCAACUGGUGAGCAGCUGAAUGAAGACUUCGCUGGUGACAUAGCUAUUGCAUCUGGUUAUGGCAAAAGUGCAGAUGUUGGGUUCCCGAGUGAAAAUUUGCUUUACGUGGACUUGCCCGUGAUCAGCAAUGAUGACUGCGCUCAGGUCUUCGGCUCGUUCGUCCAACCUUCUAACGUUUGCACCAGUGGCGCUGGUAACAAAGGCAUCUGCACUGGUGACUCUGGCGGUCCUCUCGCCGUUGUAAGGAACAACAGCCCACUCUUAAUUGGAAUUACUUCAUUCGGGGCCGGCAGUUGCGAAAGCGGAUUUCCCUCAGGAUAUGCACGAGUCACUUACUUCAUGAACUGGAUAAACAGCCACCUGUACGAUAACAUGAAGUUCUCGGCAUUGACUCUGUUGUGUCUAGCAGCGGUUGCCUGCGCGAGGCAUAUCACCCUCGAAGAUGUCAUCGAUUUAGAAAAGAACACUGCUUAUGGAUACAUCAGCAAAAUCGGAAUUCCGUUAGCUGAGAAAGUACGUAAAGCUGAGGAGGAAGCUCACCGUAAUCCCAGUAGGAUCAUUGGCGGUUCUCACGCUAUUCUCGGACAAUUCCCGUACCAGGUUGGUCUUCUCACUGAGCUGCCGACGGGUACUUCGUUGUCCAGUGCAGUUCUAGUGUCUCCAACAAGGGUACUUACGGCGGCUCACAACUUGAACGAUGGCAUAGUGUUCGUGACAAGAAUCAAUGUCGUGCUUGGCUCAAUCACUAUAUUCACUGGUGGCACUAGACUAGUCUCAUCUGAUUUCAUUUUACACGAAAAUUGGACACCUUCUAUCAUCAGAAAUGAUGUAGCUAUGAUCAACUUACCAUCUGCCGUCAGUAUAUCUAAUAUCCUCGCUCCAAUCGCUUUACCUUCUGGUAAUCAACUCAAUGAGGAUUUCGCUGGAGACAUUGCGAUUGCAUCUGGCUAUGGACUUACUUCAGACUUUGGCGGUAUCCCUGCUAAUCAACAGUUGAGCUUUGUGGACUUGCCUGUGAUGACCAAUGCUGAGUGUGCUGCUGUCUGGCCCACUAUCAUCCACGAGUCUAACGUAUGCACUAGCGGCGUUGGAAACAAGAAUAUCUGCACCGGUGACUCCGGCGGCCCCCUGGCCGUGGUCAGGAACAAUAGCCCACUCUUAGUAGCAGUGAAGUUCUCGGCAUUGACUCUGUUGUGUCUAGUAGCGGCUGCCUGCGCGAGGCAUAUCACCCUCGAAGAUGUCAUCGAUUUAGAAAAGAACACCGCGUAUGGAUACAUUGACAGAAUCGGGGUUCCGUUAGCUAAGAAAGUUCGCAAAGCUGAGGAGGAAGCUCAACGCAUCCUCGCUCCUAUCGCUCUGCCUUCUGGAAAUCAGCUUAAUGAAAACUUUGUUGGUGACACAGCAAUUGUAUCAGGUUUUGGAUUAACCCCAACGUCUGGCAUAACCGCUAAUCAUCAGCUGAGCUUCGUGGAUGUGCCUGUGAUCCCCAAUGCUGAGUGUGCUCAGGUGUUCGGCUCGACCAUCCAACCUUCUAACUUUACGAGCAGGGACAACAUGAAGUUCUCGGCAUUGACUCUGUUGUGUCUAGUAGCGGCUGCCUGCGCGAGGCAUAUCACCCUCGAAGAUGUCAUCGAUUUAGAAAAGAACACCGCGUAUGGAUACAUUGACAGAAUCGGGGUUCCGUUAGCUGAGAAAGUUCGCAAAGCUGAGGAGGAAGCUCAACGUAAUCCCAGCAGAAUCGCCGGAGGUUCUCUUGCUUUUCUUGGACAAUUCCCAUAUCAGGUUGGUCUCCUCGUUGAGCUGCCAAAUCGCGUCUCUUUGUCGAGUGCUGUUCUAGUAUCUCCAACGAGAGUUCUUACCGCGGCUCAUAACUUGGAUGAUGGCGUUGCAUUCGUGACAAGAAUUAAUGUCGUGCUUGGCUCAGUCACUAUUUUCACCGGUGGUACUAGAAUUGUUACCACUAACUUCGUUCUGCAUGAGAAUUGGACACCCUCUAUCAUCUUAAAUGACGUAGCUAUGAUCAACUUACCAUCGGCCGUAAGCACUUCCAGCAUCCUCGCUCCUAUCGCUCUACCUUCUGGAAAUCAGCUCAAUGAAAACUUUGUUGGUGACACAGCGAUUGUAUCAGGUUUUGGGUUUACCCCAUCGUCUGGAGUAGCCGCUAAUCAACAGCUGAGCUUCGUGGCCGUACCUGUGAUCCCCAAUGCUGAGUGUGCCGCGCUUUGGCCCACUAUCAUCCAACCUUCUAACGUAUGCACCAGCGGUGCUGGUAACAAGGGCAUCUGCAGUGGUGACUCCGGUGGUCCUCUUAUUGUUGUCCGAAACAACAGACCACUCUUGAUUGGUAUUUCUUCGUUUGGAGGAGCGUGUGGAAGCAGUAGUCCCUCUGGAUUCGCCAGAGUAACUUCUUUCAUGACCUGGAUCAACAACCGCCUUUGAACUGUUUAAUGUAAUAAAUUAUCUAUUAAAACUGUAAAUACA